AUGUCGUCUACUCUGGCGACGGUUCUUCGUCGGACACCUGCCAUACCAGCGCUGAAGACAGACACGAUCCUGACGUUCAACACCCUUUUUCGGAGCCGUCAAGUACAACCGCAGACGAAGAGAUUCUUCGCCAGUUCUCCCGGAGAGCAAGCGCCAGCUCCGGAGGGGUUGCCUGGGCAUAGGAGUGGCGUCCUCGCCAUCGUCCCUUUCUACUAUAUCUUCCACAGCAACAAGGUCGCCGGGUCGGAACAUGCCAAGAUCCAAGAGUCUCGAAGGAAACAUGGAACCUCGAACGAGACGAGAGACCCGAGAGAUAGCCCCGUCAAGACGCUGGGGCAGCAGAAAGCCAGAGACGGGAAGUAA
This is a messenger RNA of Capronia coronata CBS 617.96, 363 nucleotides long. RefSeq lists its product as uncharacterized. Lineage: Eukaryota; Fungi; Ascomycota; Eurotiomycetes; Chaetothyriales; Herpotrichiellaceae. The transcript is spliced from 2 exons. Bases 1 to 363 code for a protein of 120 amino acids. The record is from RefSeq and is a predicted model, not a curated record.